Messenger RNA from Nerophis ophidion (straightnose pipefish), 1377 nucleotides. RefSeq names its product PYM homolog 1, exon junction complex associated factor (gene pym1). Lineage: Eukaryota; Metazoa; Chordata; Actinopteri; Syngnathiformes; Syngnathidae. Gene Ontology annotation, biological process: exon-exon junction complex disassembly. The transcript is spliced from 4 exons. The record is from RefSeq and is a predicted model, not a curated record. Gene Ontology annotation, cellular component: cytoplasm; exon-exon junction complex. Bases 166 to 1035 code for a protein of 289 amino acids. Gene Ontology annotation, molecular function: RNA binding.
AUCCAUGUCGUCAUUUCCGCCAUUGAGCGCGAUGGUUCGCUUGGUUUGCUGCCUUGAGUCGCCCGUUUAAAAGAUCAGGUCGUUACAGCAGUUAUAAAGUACUUAGCUACUCUCUCUUGGAAUUACCCGCCAACACUAUGACAAGACGUCUUGAAGAAGAAGUUCAUGUUUUUAAAAUGCCAAAAGACUUGUAGCUUAUACCAGGUGAAUGCAGAGACGUUUGGACGGACCCGAGGAGUGGAAGACAGCGCCUCAAAAUGGCAACCCCCUAUGUUACAGAUGAAUCUGAAUCAGAAUCAGACACUCUUUAUUAAUCCCCGAGGGGAAAUUAAAAUUUUCAACACAAUCCCAUUCAAGAUCAGACAAACAUUACAGGGAGACAGAACAGGAUCGCUGACAGGUCUGCCAACUUCCGGCGCCCCUUACAAAAAAGGAAAAUACAUUGCCGCCACUCAGCGACCGGACGGUUCGUGGAGAAAACCACGGCGGGUAAAGGACGGUUACGUCCCCCAGGAGGAGGUCCCAGUGUAUGAAAACAAAUAUGUGAAGUUCUUUAAGAACAAACCAGGCCUUCCGCCAGGCAUGAGCUCAUCUGACGCUGAAACACCAAAACAAGAUUCAAAAAUCCCGGGAUGUGCGGACAGCGACACAGCCAGUCUCUCCAAGUCGGCCAAACGCAGCAUGAAACGCAAAGAAAAACGAAAGCAGCAGCAAAAGCAGGAGCCGGAGGAGAACGAGGACGUGUCGUUGCUCACAGAUGCUGUCGAGAACGCCACCAUCUCAGCGUGCAGCGAGCCUUCCCCCGAAGCCAACAGGCCAGUUGUGGCUGCUUGUGAAGUGUCGUCAGACCAUUCCGACGCAGCAGAAAAAGUCAAGAAGAUUAAAAAUGUGAAAAAGAAGCUGAGGCAAGUGGAGGAGCUGCAGCAGAAAGUAGACUCAGGGGAGAUAAAAGAGCCAACGUUGGAUCAGCUGGAAAAGUUAGCCAGGGCGAAGGCUUUACGAGACGAGUUAGAGCAGCUGGAGCACGACUCAUGAAGCACUGAAUGGACACUUGGACUAAACUCGGUCAACUUCAUACUGACACAAAGGAAACUGAGCAGCUAUGAUUCCAGCCUCCAUUUAAACGUUUCCUACCUAUGUGGACUUCAUGAUGAACAUCAAGUCGGACCAUCGUGGAUUGUUAACAUUUUAGACUCGAUGCUCAUUUCUGAACAUCUUUUUUUAAAAAACACUUUUGUUUUAUUUGUCCAUUUUUUACCUUUUUCAAGAACAUGUUUGUGUUCACAAGGAAAUGUAGUUGUUGAUUUGUGUGCUUUUAGAAUGAUGACAGCCAAGGCAUCAUUUCCACCAUGAAUAAAACUACAAGCUGCAACAAAA